This is a messenger RNA of Drosophila subobscura, 458 nucleotides long. RefSeq names its product 28S ribosomal protein S33, mitochondrial (gene mRpS33). The transcript has 2 exons. Bases 64 to 405 code for a protein of 113 amino acids. The record is from RefSeq and is a predicted model, not a curated record. Lineage: Eukaryota; Metazoa; Arthropoda; Insecta; Diptera; Drosophilidae. Gene Ontology annotation, cellular component: mitochondrion.
AAAAAAAAAGGAAAACAUUUAUUUAUAAAAAUUGUGUUUUAGUCAAAGGGAUAUUGGUUUAAGAUGUCCCACAAGUACACGGAGCUGAUUAAGCUCGGCACGCAGUAUGCCCGACGCAUGAAUUACCUCUCAAAUCGCAUUUUCGGUGAAGUGGCACGCACCACCAACGACAAGUCCAUGAAGGUGGUUCGCAUGUUCUCCGAGGAGCCCAUCCACAAGAGGGACUAUGUUGUGAACUGGUAUCCCCGGCACGUGGAGACACAUCUGCUAAUGAAAAACCUGCGUGACUACGGACUGUUCCGGGACGAGCAUCAGGACUUCAAAGAGGAAAUGAAACGUUUACGCAAGCUGCGUGGCAAGGCGGCGCCCAAGAAGGGUGAAGGCAAGCGCGCCUCCAAGAAGUAGACAUAAAUAAAGUACAAAUAAAAACCUUUUUAAUAAUCAAAAUCAAAGCCUAA